AUGAAGGAGGAGAUCGCUGCCGCCGUGUUCUUCGUGGCCCGGCUGGUGAAGAGGUACGGCUGCCUGGACAACGACGGCAGGGAGCGCUUCGCCGCCGCCCUCACCGCGGUUCUGUUCGAGAACUACAAGAACCACUGGCACCCCAACGCACCCACCAAGGGUCAGGCCUACAGGUGUCUGCGUGUGAACCGGCUGCAGCUGCAGGACCCGGUGCUGCGGCAGGCCUGCGACCGGAGCCCGGUUCGCUACGAGGAUCUGGGCCUCCCGCUGGAGCUGACUGUGUGGGUCGACCCUGGAGAGGUGUCCUGCAGGUACGGCGAACGAAGCGCGCCGUUCUGCGUCUCCGUGGUGACCGGCUGCCGCAGAGCGGACGGACAAUUUUCCCGCCGCAUCCACGACGCCGUGGAGCGGGCGAGCCUCGACGUCCAAUCGGGAAGCUCCUCGGACGAGGAGGACCUGGGCGUGGACAACAGCAUGAGCAGCGGCAACCUGUCGGCCCUUUGCCCCUUUUCGGUCGCUCCCGGCAACACGGAGCCCAAAACCAUCCCAACGGUCAGCAACCCCAACAGCGUCUACCGGUUCAGUGAGUUUUCUCCGGGCGCCCCUCAGACCUGGCUGAGGGACAAGAGGAAGGCCGACUCCUUCCCGCCUCACCCUCCUCCCCCAGUCGGAGGUCCCACCUCCCAGUUCUCCACCCAGAAAAGUUUCAAGUCCUUUCGCGCCACCUUCACCUUCGCCGGGCCUCGCGUCGACAAAUACCACUGGGUCAGCAAAUCCCGAUAGCUCGCCAGCAACCGGAAUCUGGUGCGUCCACGCAACGUCGACUCCCGUUUGAGGGGGAAAGAUUAAGGACGGUUUGCUCUGCUUAAAGGAUCAAGUUUACUCUUUGUAUACAAUUUAAGUGUUAAUGAUUUAACGUAAUGCUAUUUAAGCACGA
Pseudoliparis swirei is the source of this 937-nucleotide messenger RNA. RefSeq names its product B-cell translocation gene 4 (gene btg4). The record is from RefSeq and is a predicted model, not a curated record. The transcript has 4 exons. Lineage: Eukaryota; Metazoa; Chordata; Actinopteri; Perciformes; Liparidae. Gene Ontology annotation, biological process: negative regulation of cell population proliferation; negative regulation of mitotic cell cycle. The coding region runs from base 1 to 783 and encodes 260 amino acids. Gene Ontology annotation, cellular component: nucleus; cytoplasm.